This is a messenger RNA of Phyllostomus hastatus (greater spear-nosed bat), 333 nucleotides long. It is a transcript of the gene FIMP1, whose product is annotated as chromosome unknown C16orf92 homolog. Gene Ontology annotation, biological process: fusion of sperm to egg plasma membrane involved in single fertilization. The coding region runs from base 1 to 333 and encodes 110 amino acids. The record is from RefSeq and is a predicted model, not a curated record. NCBI's taxonomy places the organism in Eukaryota, Metazoa, Chordata, Mammalia, Chiroptera, Phyllostomidae. The transcript has 4 exons.
AUGAAUCUGUGGCAGUGGGCGAGGGUGUGGGUGUGGCUGUUUGGGCUUGGGGCCACAGAAACAGCGCCCAGCCCGGAGAGUGCCAAGACACCGACCCUGGGAGCAGAGUCUCCGCUCUUCAUAGACAGACCUGACUUCUUUGAUUAUCCAGACUCAGACCAAGCCAGGCUCCUGGCUCUGGCCCAGCUUAUUGGAGAGAAACCUGUCAUCUUUGUUAACUCAGAUUCCAACUCCAGGUUCUUCCAUCAUAUUCUGGUGGGCUCUCUGGUGGUGGCCUUCUUCUUCCUCCUUUUCCAGUUCUGCACACACAUGAGCUUCCAGAAAGGGGCCUAA